This is a messenger RNA of Helianthus annuus (common sunflower), 1043 nucleotides long. RefSeq lists its product as uncharacterized. The transcript has 2 exons. NCBI's taxonomy places the organism in Eukaryota, Viridiplantae, Streptophyta, Magnoliopsida, Asterales, Asteraceae. The coding region runs from base 265 to 789 and encodes 174 amino acids. The record is from RefSeq and is a predicted model, not a curated record.
UAUAACUUCAGAAUAUAUCUGAGUGACUGAAUCUCACUUUUAUUUCAGUCAAAGGCGUGAUUGAAUCAAUUAGAAAAUACAACUCUAUCGAGUCACAAAUAGCUAAUCACUUACCUAAAUUCACCAAAUGCUACUGGGUUCAAGAGUUCAUAGUGGGCCGAAAGAUCCAGCUAUAUACAGAAACCCCUAACUUUGAUCUUUUGCAAACACACAAAAAUGCAUAACCCGCCGUUCAUGAAACCCUAACUUUGCAAACACACAGAAAUGCAUAACCCGCCGUUCAUUUGUGCUAUGUGCCGGAAGAGAACUCCAGAUGCCGUCGCCUGCGCUGAGAACUGUCGUUACGCAGAGGCACUCAGACUAAAGAUACUCAAUGGUCUUCAGUUACAUCAACUCGCUGAAGUUUUCCAGGUAGAUCCUAUAGACCGUGCUAUUGGCCCACUCUCACCUGACCAGUUGCGGCAAUAUAUAAAUUAUCUCCAAGAUAUAGUAACUGCGAGAAGUAACGACCCUGUCCUAGGGGCGAUUGGGCCACUACGUGCUCUGAGGCAGACCCUUCUGACGUUAAGAAACCACACCGCCGAGUUGGACGAUCAGAUAGCAAAGCUACGCGGAGAGUCGGAAAACCUCGACAAGACACUUGCGGAGUUGGCACGAGAGGUGGAUCUGAGGGUUGAAGAGUUGAAGCCUGCUGUAGAUGCACUUGCUCGCCUGAUUGACCCAACAAGAGGAAUAGGAGGCCCAUCAUCAUCAGUAUCAUCUAGUUCAGUAGGGUCAACAGAAGAGUAGCAUGCAUGCACAUGCCUGUAUGAUUUUCCCCGCAGGUGGAUAGAUAUGCAGUUUUGUUUCUCAGUGAAGUUGAACAACCAACUGUUUGGAUGCAGUUUCUAUGAAAUUCUUUCUUAACAUGAUGUCUACAUUUUGGUUAAUCUCAUAUCUGAUAUUUCGAGAUGAUGAGAAACGAGUUUCAUGUUAAAGUGCAAGUGUGCUUUUAGUUUCUUAAGUAAACUACUAACUACUACUGGAAGGUUUUGUUCUCUUUA